AUGAAAAUAACGUUUUUAUUUGCAGCAUUGUUUUUAUUGGAUUUCUUCACUUGCUUUCAUGCUUAUCUACAAUAUUCCUUUCCUGACACAGAGGAUGCAAAGUUCAUUAGAGACUGUGUGAGAGCUCACAACACAUUUCAAUCUAAAGUGAAUCCAGCAGCCAUAUGUUUCAGUAGACUCUCGACGACGCCCGAAUUCGGACCCGAACGCGCGCACUGCCCAAACCCCCCCUACCCUCGCAGCUCGUGCUACUGGGGCACUGAAACCACGCCUCCCCUCCCCUCCCAUGCUAAUGAGGGACUGGAUAAAAGAUACUUAGGGAGAGGACGCGCCGUUUUGCCAGCGCUUAGAAGGCCGAGGCAGACGGGUGGUGCUGGAUCCACGGCGGUGACUUACUGCUUGCACCAUCUAUCUUCUCCCUUUCUCUCAAUGACAAGCAGAUUUUCUGCUUGUGUUCUGGCUUUACUGCUCUUCUGUCAUUUCUCUGACUCCUAUGAACCAUCGACGUUGCCUGAUAUUGAAGAUCCAAAGUUUAUUGAGGAAUGUGUGCAAACCCAUAACAGAUUCCGGUCUGGAGUGGAUCCACCAGCCAGCAACAUGCUCUACAUGAGUUGGGAUCCAGAUUUGGCAAAGACUGCGAAAGGUUGGGCAAAGAAAUGCUUAUUUAAACAUAAUAUAUACCUCAAAGAGCCAGGGAAAGUUCACCCCAGAUUUCCCCGUGCUGGUGAAAACCUCUGGACUGGCUCACUUCCUGCCUUUACUGUGAAAGGAGCCAUCACCUCAUGGUACAACGAGGUCAGAUUUUACACUUAUAACACCAAUAAGUGCAGCAGAGUAUGCGGCCACUAUACACAGGUUGUUUGGGCUACAAGCUACAAGGUUGGCUGUGCCGUCCACUUCUGUCCCAGGGUGGCAUCCAUAACCAACGCUGCACACUUCAUCUGCAACUACGGGCCGCCUGGGAAUUACCCAACGCAGCCGUACAAGACCGGAGCAGCGUGCAGUGACUGCGGUGGUGAUCAGUGUACCAACCAUCUCUGUCAAAAUGCAGAGCGCGACAAAGUCAUUGGUGAUCCCACAUGGCGUCCAGACUGGGACAGACCUGCAUGUGAUGAGUUCUGCAUCUCUGUUAUUGCUCUAAGGUCAAUACUCCUUAUACUGACAAUUCUGGCCACCUGGCUCAUACCCAAAUACUGGUCUCUAGCACCUGCUAGUGGGUGACACACAUGUAGAUGAUCACACGAGCGCUUGGCUUGGCUCAGCUUAUCCCUUCCCUUCACAUAAGUUACUGGUAGCAUAAAGAUUGGUAGAGACACUGUUUGCAUCCACGACUGAUUUAGAAAUACAGCAAUACCAUCUUCGUUGCAGGCAGCAGCUACGAGAGCUGAUAAACAGCUUUCUCAUUGCUCAGAACCAGUUAAAAAGUUAAAAUGGCUUUAGAUGUUAAAAUGGCUUUAAAAGUUAAAAAGUUAUAAGUUUUUUGAAGUGGAGCAGUGUGUGUGGGAUCUGCUGGGUAAGGGAGCAUGCUGUCCGGGCAGCACACUAAGGUCCAGGCAGCUGCCCAACACACUUUCUUUAGGAAGGGCUGGAGGGUGUCUAGCCCAGGAGCCUGGCCCCAACCCCCAGCCAAGGUCCAGGGAGAGCACUCACCUCUCUCAUUCCUAUUGCACUCUUUCCUUGGAUGCUCCUACAGCAAGGUGCAGAGUAUCCUGUAUCAUUUAAAUCUUGUUUUAAAGAAUUUUUGGAUCCCUGUGACCUCUGGCAUUUGUAUCCUGUGGCAGGCAGUGUGUUUCCCAGUCGCUCAGUGCACUUGAGCCAUUGGUACUUCUCUUUGCUUAGAAUUUGUUUUUAAACACACGUCAUCUAUGCCAAGACAGUUUCAGCUGUGUUUACGUGUUUAUGUAUCACUGCAAUCUUACCUGGUUGUUUGUUUUUUUUUCUGAGCUUAGCGGUUUUAGUGCUGUUUCAAACAAUAAAUUGUUAUUUCCUGCUU
Pipra filicauda (Wire-tailed manakin) is the source of this 1993-nucleotide messenger RNA. It is a transcript of the gene GLIPR1, whose product is annotated as GLI pathogenesis related 1. Gene Ontology annotation, cellular component: extracellular region. NCBI's taxonomy places the organism in Eukaryota, Metazoa, Chordata, Aves, Passeriformes, Pipridae. The record is from RefSeq and is a predicted model, not a curated record. The transcript has 7 exons. The coding region runs from base 1 to 1221 and encodes 406 amino acids.